Molecule: messenger RNA, 2399 nt
Organism: Miniopterus natalensis
Lineage: Eukaryota; Metazoa; Chordata; Mammalia; Chiroptera; Miniopteridae
Gene: SH3GL3
Product: SH3 domain containing GRB2 like 3, endophilin A3
Biological process (GO): endocytosis; synaptic vesicle uncoating
Cellular component (GO): cytoplasm; glutamatergic synapse; presynapse
Molecular function (GO): protein binding
Source: RefSeq, a predicted model, not a curated record
GUCUGGGGGGGCCGCACCGUCCCGCCUGCGACAGGGACCCCGCUGCUCGGCGACCGGACCCGGACGGCCUCGGAUCUGACGGACUUCUUGUCACCCCUUGGAAACGUGUAAGCAGAAAAUGGGACGGAGAAACCACCCCUGUGUAUGGGGCAAAAAAACACGCCACCAGCUGGGUACGGAACAUCGAGGACACGCUUCGGUUCUCCUGCUGCUAAUUAGUGAAAAAAUAAGCGGCAUCGAAGGAACGAAACUAGAUGACGAAUUUCUUGACAUGGAAAGGAAAAUAGAUAUCACCAGUAAAGCUGUUGCAGAAAUUCUUUCCAAAGCCACAGAAUAUCUCCAGCCCAAUCCAGCAUACAGAGCUAAGCUAGGAAUGCUGAACACUGUGUCGAAGAUCCGAGGGCAGGUGAAGACCACCGGGUACCCGCAGACGGAAGGCCUGCUGGGCGACUGCAUGCUCAAGUACGGCAGGGAGCUCGGGGAAGGCUCCACCUUCGGCAACGCACUGAUAGAAGUUGGCGAGUCCAUGAAGCUGAUGGCGGAGGUGAAGGACUCCCUUGAUAUUAAUGUAAAGCAGACGUUUAUCGACCCACUUCAGUUGCUACAAGACAAAGAUCUAAAAGAGAUCGGGCACCACCUGAAAAAGCUGGAGGGCCGGCGCCUGGAUUACGAUUAUAAAAGGAAGCGAGUAGGUAAGAUCCCCGACGAAGAGAUCAGACAAGCGGUAGAAAAGUUUGAAGAGUCAAAGGACUUGGCCGAAAGAAGCAUGUUUAAUUUUUUAGAAAACGACGUGAGUAUUUCCACCAAACCGGAGGCUUUCGUGACUGUAUGUUUGUGGGCUGGCUGUGGCGCCCUCGUUGUUAUAAAAGUUUCCGGAAACCUUCCAGAACCGUCCUCUCCUGCCUCAGAGAUAGCUCUCGGCAUCCGGCAGGUCCCCAGCUCAAAUCUCGGAUCUCGGGACGUCCCGUGUAUCCCAGGAGUGCUUCCCAGCUGUGCCGGAGCCGGCCCCGGGGAGGUGGGGUGUCUCAGGAUGACCCAGGCGCUGGCCUCUCUGUGUCCGAGGCCAGAGCAUUGCUGGUUCUGCAGAACGGGGGGCCCACGUCACGUGGCAGUGUGCGGUUUUGCUAAGACGGCGAAAACCGCUCUGGGUGGCAGGUGUUGGGAGCAUCUCUCCUGGCUGGUGGGAGAGCCUCGCUCAGCACCCAGCGCUCCGACGCCUUCGCUUGUCAUAGUGAACGUUCAUUCCGGGCAUAGACGCGUGACCGAGACCUUUGAGCUGAACCGUAGUGGUGCUCGUGGGCCUGUGGACUGGGAAGGUCUUGGGACGUAUCCCUCAGACAUGCUGAUAGUCUGUGGUACUGUGACUCUUGCCACCAGCUUUAUCUGCCCAAGAAAAGUUAGAUUAAGUGGAAUUAAGGGGGAUGGUAGGAUGAAGGUUCCCCUCUUUGCGUUGGCGACCAGCCCUUGGGCAUUUUUCAGUGUCUGAGCAGAAGAGCCUUGGGUCACCUGCCUCCCUUUGUCCGGAGUUCCUGCUCUGGCCUGGCCGCCGAGGUGGUGCCACAGGCCGUCUCCACUCAGCCCUCGCUCAGGACCUAUUUGUGGAACUUUUAAACCCAUGGGCACAAAUCAGAGGAUUUUUCCUUAUUUGCAAAAACCAUGAUCUACUUACGAUAGCUCGUUAAUAGGUACAUUGAGGUCUUGUACCUUUUGAGUCGCGUCGAAUGGAGCAGACGGAGCCCCUUUUAUGGCCACGAUGAUGCGACGGGGGCAGGGAUCACGCCCAGCAUCCCCAAGAUGUCAGUGCUGCAGGGAACGGUUUGCAGCUCCCGUGCCCAUUAAACCUGAGUCCUCAGAAGCACACUCUGUUUUGUUUCUCCUUUUAAGUAUUUUAUCAGGUUUAUUUUUUUAUUUUUAUGUUUUAUGGGGACUGGGAAGGGGUGUGACAGUUUGCCCUGUUUAGCUUCUUUGUUUUCCCUUAAAUACAUAAAUUUCCUCUUGACAUUGUCCCCACGCGAUAGGCAGUUUGGGUUUUUUUGUUUUUGGUUUUUUUUUUGGUCUCAGAUUGGUUUUCAGAAAUAUUGGGAAAAGCGUGUGUUUGGUGUCUUUCGUAUCAGAUGCACGCAUUCCUGCCAGUCCCGCGCCCGUCGGCUUUGGUUUAACCCCUCAGGUUGAAUCCCGGGUGAGACUCGCCUGGGCCUGACCCACGUGCUCCAUCAGGGAGGCCGGUCUCGGUCGCUCCGCCCAAGAGACCUGUUUUCCCUUCAGUGUCGGUCAAAAGUCAGAAGUGAUCCUGCCUUGUAAAAACUGUCCAUUCGGGCCCGUGACAGCGCCCUGCCGGCCACGCAGGAGUUAAGCCCUUCCCAGUGACCAUCGGGGCUCUGGCCUCUGUGGAGUGAGUG